UUCAUUAGGAAACUGGGCGCAACCGAGUCAUCGAGGGAAGGAUUAGAGAGCGAGGGAGCGAGCGCAGGGCAGAGAGGCAGAGACGGAGAGAAGAGGAGAGGAAGAGGUGUGGAGGAGAAGAAAUCAGUUUGUUUCCUAGUCUGGUUCUGAAUUAGAGGAGAUUUAGAGAUCUCUCUCUCUGUCUGUCUCUCUUUGUCUCUCUCUCUGUCCUCCUCUCACUCGUUGUUUCUAUCGUCUGCGUCACCAGCUGCACGCCAGGUUUCGCCAUGAACCGCCCCUUCACCUCCUCGGUUGGACUCGUCUUGCUUCUGAUUGGCUACACCGCGGCAGGACCUGAACCUGACCUGCAGCCUCGAGCGGUGCGUUCAAGUGCCUGUCAAGAGCACACGGACCUCCACGGGCGCCUGGAUGCAGUGGAGAAGAAAGUAGAGGACACGGUUGAGAAUCUGGAGGCGGAGCUGACUGCUCUUCUGGACGCCAUCGAGGCCCCGAAGUGGCGCCCUCUGUUGGACAAUAGAGGAAGGACGGCUGUGGAUAUCCUGGAGGACCCGGGGCAGAUGGGCCGGUCGUAAACCAACUAGACAUUCGCGGAGGGGGGGAUUCGGGGGGGGGGGGAUCUUAAACUUGGACAUUGAUGGAUCUGUUUCAAUGACUUCAAUACUAUUAUUUUUUUAAACUGCGUGUAUGCAUAUACUGUACCUGUAUAUCAAAAUGCUGUUUUAAUCUUAAAAGAGGAGGAAUAAGGACAAAGCUUGUGUGCAUUAUCUGCUCUUACUAACCCUGUGACAGCCUCAGUUAUAGAUUCUUCCCCCUGCAGUCAAUAGUGGCACGGCUCAUGUUUACAACACUAUUUAAAGAGUAUAAUUCA
This is a messenger RNA of Acanthopagrus latus (yellowfin seabream), 868 nucleotides long. Its product is annotated as placenta-specific protein 9-like. The transcript has 3 exons. The record is from RefSeq and is a predicted model, not a curated record. Lineage: Eukaryota; Metazoa; Chordata; Actinopteri; Spariformes; Sparidae. Bases 267 to 572 code for a protein of 101 amino acids.